Messenger RNA from Dermatophagoides pteronyssinus (European house dust mite), 1694 nucleotides. Its product is annotated as apicoplast pyruvate carrier 1-like. The record is from RefSeq and is a predicted model, not a curated record. Gene Ontology annotation, biological process: transmembrane transport. Gene Ontology annotation, molecular function: transmembrane transporter activity. Lineage: Eukaryota; Metazoa; Arthropoda; Arachnida; Sarcoptiformes; Pyroglyphidae.
AUCAUUCAGCUAAUCACACAAUAAUUUCAUAUCAUCAAUUUCAAUCAUUCGAUUUAAUAUCAUUACAAUCACAUUUUUUUUCCUAUUCCAUUUGUUAUCAAUUUAGUUUUGUUAUUAAGAUAGGUAAUUGAGGCAUUUAAAAACCACAACACGAUUUGUGCACAACAAGACAAUUUUCCGAACAAUAUGUUAUAUUUUAAUGAUAAAGCCAAAGGAAUUCUUUCUGUAUUCGGUGGUUUUCUUAUCCAUCUAAUUCUUGGAACUUUUUAUACGUUGGGUAAUGUCAACACAUAUUUGACAUCAUAUCUUCGUGUACAUGUUGAUCCAACUGUUACUUAUGCAUCAUCCAUAUGGAUCAAUGCAGCAUUUCUAUUGGGCCAAGGUUCAUUGAUGAUGGUCGGUGGAAUAUUGGAAAAUAAAAUUGGUCCAAGAUUCACUUGUUUGAUUGGUUCAUCAAUAUUCAGUGUUUCCGUUGGAUUAACUUAUUUCACAAUCGAUUGGGGUUUCAUAUGGGUUGUAUUCACAUAUGGAUUUCUAUCUAGUUUGGGUGUUGGUAUGGCAUAUGUUGCACCAUUAGCUGCCGGUAUGAAAUGGUUUCCUAAACAAAAAGGCCUUGUGAAUGGAAUUAUUGUUGCCGGAUACGGACUUGGUGCAUUAGUUUUUAACUAUGUUCAAACUGCAUACUUGAAUCCAUUGAAUCUAUCACCAAAUCCAGAUGGUUAUUUUUAUGCUGAAUCAAUUCUUUCACGUGUACCAAAUUUAUUCAUCUUAUUAUUUGCAAUAUAUAUUACUGUCCAAUUGAUUGGAUGUUGUUUGGUAUUCACACCACCUCGACAACCAAAUGAAAUCAUUUUUGAAGAAGGUCGAUUUUUACUUAUAAGUUCACCGGAUGAUGAAUCAACAUUUGAAGCACCAUUAGCCGAUAAUAAUAGUUCUGGUUUGAAUCCAAAUGGUGGAUAUAGUAGCUGUGAAGAUCAGGAUGGAAAUACUAUUAUGAGACAACCAUUACAACAAAUGGAUCUUACAUAUAAGCAAGCCAUUCGAACUAGAGAAUUUCUACUGAUGUGGUUAAUGUUUGCACUGAGUACACAAGCCGUACAAUUUGUCAAUACAAUGUACAAAGCAUUUGGUUCACAAUUCAUUCCGGAUGAUCAUUUUCUUGCAUUUGUCGGUUCAAUUGCAUCAAUAUUCAAUGCUGGUGGUCGUUUAUCAUGGGGCCUAUUUUAUGAUAAAACAUCAUUCCGUACAUGUAUCAAUACAUUAUGUGGAUUAUUAUCCAUAUUGAUGUUUACAUUCCAAGUUUCUAGUUAUUAUCAAAGUAAAUUAUUAUUCUCCAUAUGGGUGAUUUCUAUAUUCUUCACAUUUUCUGGAAUAUUUGUGAUCUUUCCCACCGCUACCGCACAAGUAUUUGGACGUUCACAUGCUGGUACUAUCUAUGGAUUUUUAUUCACAGCUCCGGCAUCCAUAUCCUUAUGUGGCGCAUUUUUGAUUUCAAUCAUAUUGAAAAAUUUCGGUUGGUUUGGAUCAUUUGCCAUGAUUUCAAUAUUUUCUUCAUUGGUGCUGGUAUUGUUGAUAUAUUUUCCUCGAGAUAUCACACAUCUUAGAAAUCGUGUUAAUUUUACUUGAAAACCAAAAAUAAUCAUGAUGAAUUUUAAUAAGCAUUUCGAAGCAUAAUAUCAUCGAUUGAAUCCUUU